Molecule: messenger RNA, 1785 nt
Organism: Melampsora larici-populina 98AG31
Lineage: Eukaryota; Fungi; Basidiomycota; Pucciniomycetes; Pucciniales; Melampsoraceae
Exons: 3
Coding region: 1-1785 (594 amino acids)
Biological process (GO): microtubule-based movement
Source: RefSeq, a predicted model, not a curated record
AUGAGUACACCCACUCAAGCACUUUCACCGAUUCGUUCAUUCAAUAGAACUCCAUUACAAUCUCGUCAAUUAUCAGGUUCAACUUCAAAUCUCAAUCCAAAUCCAAUCCCACCAGGUCCUUCACCAGCCUAUACGACCAAUCUAAGAUCACGUCAUGCAUUAUAUGGUACAGAUGAUAGAGUCGUAUUAGAUUUAGGUUCGAAAGUAUGGAAAGCUGGUUUCUCAUCUGAAACUAAACCCAGAAUCGUGAUCUCAACUCAACAACUUUGUUCAUGUGAAUCUCUAUGGAACUUAUCUUCUUCUUCUUCUUCUUCCUCUAAUUCUAAUUCAAAUUCAGUUAAAGUUUCUCAAGAUCUCAUUUUAUUGGGUUUAAGAAAAUUGUUUUUUGAUCAUUUGAUGGUUGAUCCUAAAAUGAGAAAAGUUUUGUUAAUCGAAUCAGCUUUGAUUCCUAUUGAAGUUAGAUCUCAAAUUUCUUUAGUUCUUUUUGAAUAUUUACAUGUUCCUUCGAUUUCGUUUACUCCUUCUUCUGUUUUGGUUUUACUUGCCACUGGUACUGUCACGGGAUUAGUGAUUGACGUAGGUCAUCUUGAAACUUCUGCUUUACCUGUAUAUUUAUCACGCCCAUUGUUUCCACUUGUAAGAUCAACCACAAGAGCAAGUUCAAGAUUAAAUUCACGUUUGAAAGCUCUUCUUUUAAGAUUUGCACCAUUCAUACCGAUUCCAAAAUUCGGUCAAUCUUCAAAUUCAUCUAGUACGGCCAUCAUCGAUCGAAAGAUUCCAGUCCCACGUGAAUUUUUAACAUCAGAAGUGAUAGAAGAUAUCAAGACUAGAUUAUUAUUUGUUUCAAAGGAUCCAUUAAGACCUUUAAGCACUUCAACUGAACUUCUUGAGACUCAUGUGGCUACGAAUUCACCUACUACUAUUAAUCCGAAUGAUUCGAUUCAUGAGUAUUCAGAAGAAACUGAUACAGUUUUACUUGAUUCUUUAGAACGACAUUAUAAACAUUCAACUUCACCGGAAACUAUUGAUAUCACAUAUAAAUUACCAACGAUACAAACUUCUACAAGUAAUCCAAGAGCUCCGUGUAUGGGAGUGAUUAAAAUUCCAGGAUGGAUAAGAGAAAGAGCAGCCGAGAUCUUAUUCACCAAUAGUCAUCAUCAUCAAAUCCAUCAAAUAUUAGAAGAAGAAGAAGAAAGUUUAAGUAUUACAGAAGUGGUUUUAGAGUGUUUGGCCAAUCUUCCGAUCGAUUUACGUAAACCUUUAGUAUCUAAUUUAGUUAUUGCUGGUGGUGGUGCCAUGAUUCCUGGGUUUAUUCCAAGACUUAAAACUGAAUUGAUUCAACUCUUGGAAUCUUCUCAAUUGCAACCUCAAACUUCAAAUGAUUCAAAACCAUCUAAAUCCAAAAGAGGUACCCCGAAAUAUAAUUCGAUUAGUUCAUUAUCAACAUCGAUUCAUAUCUUAAACGAUCCUCACCUAACUUCAAGAAUCCCACCUUUAUCACUCACCAGACCAGCUUCAUUUCAACCUCAUCUUUUAUCUUGGAUCGGUGGUUCAUUAGCUGGUUCCAUGAGAAUUGGUGGUCAAGAAGUUAUAAGAGAACAUUGGGAUUCGGUGAUUGAAGCUUCCUUAGUUUCACAGGAAUUUGCUAUUGAGGAUCGAAAUCUGGAAGAGAUUGAAGAAGAUGGUGAAGAAGAAGAUUGGGAAAGGAGGACAUAUUUUUUUGGUGGGGAUGUUUUAUUAGGAUCUUAUUAUGAUACUUGGAGUUUAUCUCUCAAAGUGGUGUAG